UCGACGUACAAUCAACACGAUUAAUCGAACACCCUGAAUCAAUCAUACGAUCCGGUAUUAAGUGGACACCACCGGCGAUAAUCAAAGCAAUUGGUUUUGCAGUCUUGGAGGUCGUGUGUGGCGCGUUGGGCAUGGCUUCAUUUUUUGCCUUCUCAGCAAGUCACUUAUCAAGAACUGUCUUUUGCUUAUAAGAUGUCUUUUGUUAAGGGUAAGUUAACUGAAGAACAGCAGAAACGAAUAGCGGCCAACCGGGAGCGGGCUCUACAGAGACUACAGAAUCGAAAUGGACCCUCUCCGCCACAACAGCAACAGCAGCAACCGCAACAACCGCAACCGGUUCAGCAUCGAGUGAUUCCUGCUCUUCCCAAGGUAGCACUUACUCCCGAACAGAAACAAAGAAUCGAGGCCAAUCGAUUGAAAGCUCAAGAGAUCCAGAAAAGAAGACAGGAACAGAAUCGAGAUGGCGCUUCUUCUCAAAAUAAGAAAAGAAAAGAGUAUCAGCCUCCGCCGAUAAACAAAAAAGAUUAUAUCGAAUAUGAUUUUUCCACCAUGAAGGAUUCCAAAGGGGGGUUCUUAAACCUGGAAGAUCCUCCUGCCAACCAGGACCCGAAAACAUUGAAGGAUUGGGAACAAGAACAAGCCAAUAAACAGAUUCUAGUGAAGGAGGACGCGCCUCCUCUAGAACCCGAUAAAGCCCCCCAAUGCUUUGAGUGCCAGUCGAUUGAAAUUGAUCUAAAUCUAUAUAACAACUUCAGAAACGUUCGGGUUUGUAAAAAAUGUAUGAGAGAACUCCCUGAUAAAUACUCUCUUUUAACUAAAACUGAGUGUCGCGAAGAUUACCUUUUAACUGAACCCGAAUUACAAGAUUUAUCGAUUCUACCGAGAAUUGAAAAACCAAACCCCCAUGGGUUUUCAAGAAUGCAGCUAUUUCUUCGUUUCCAAGUAGAAGAGUUUGCUUGGAAAAAAUGGGGGUCCGCUCAAGGCCUAGACGAAGAGUGGGAAAGGAGAGAACAGGCCAGAUUGGUUCGAAGAGAUAAAAAGUACCAGGCCAAACUUAGAGACAUGAGAAAGAAAACUAGAGCAGAAGAAUACACCAGAAAACUAAGAAACGGAAUGGGGUUGGGCGAACGCCAUGUCCACGAUUGGUCUGCUCCAUUGACGGUCGAAGACUCGGCCCGCCACAUCGUGAAGAAGCGGUGCAUCGACUGUGGGGUCGAAACCGAAGAGGUUAUCAUAUAAUAUUAUUAAUCCAUAUAUUAUCUAUAAUGGAUCCAUCAAUGUAUAUAUUAUCUAUAAUGUAUCUAUUAAUGUAUCUAAUGUAUCUGAUGUAUCUAUUGAUUUAUUAAUGGAUAUGUAUUUGGCUGCUAAAGAAAGGUAUGGAACCUCUGGAUCCGGCACCGCACGACUGGCUUCCAAAAAUUAAUGGAAGCUAAUGGAAGCUUCUUUUUUUUUUUUUUUUUC
Messenger RNA from Hyphopichia burtonii NRRL Y-1933, 1461 nucleotides. RefSeq names its product Rad14p (gene RAD14). The record is from RefSeq and is a predicted model, not a curated record. Gene Ontology annotation, cellular component: nucleotide-excision repair factor 1 complex. Bases 193 to 1239 code for a protein of 348 amino acids. Gene Ontology annotation, biological process: base-excision repair; nucleotide-excision repair, DNA damage recognition; UV-damage excision repair. The transcript has a single exon. NCBI's taxonomy places the organism in Eukaryota, Fungi, Ascomycota, Pichiomycetes, Serinales, Debaryomycetaceae. Gene Ontology annotation, molecular function: damaged DNA binding.